Molecule: messenger RNA, 3199 nt
Organism: Cadophora gregata
Lineage: Eukaryota; Fungi; Ascomycota; Leotiomycetes; Helotiales; Ploettnerulaceae
Exons: 2
Coding region: 1-1317 (438 amino acids)
Source: RefSeq, a predicted model, not a curated record
AUGUCUGCCAACGACACUUUCGAGACACCGGGACUCGUAACCCCAGAUCCCACUGAAGAACAUGACUCUCUGACUGAAUUGGUUUAUGGAGUUCUGGACGAUUCAUUCUAUAAUCUUUUACACGACUUGGUCUUUGAGACCUUUAGGGAGGAGAAGAUGCUGAGAGCUUCCUCUGCUGCUAUCAUGGUUGAGCAGAAAGCUACAGACACUGAUUCUGUCGUUGACGACGAGGACGCCCAUACAUCCAGCGAAAACAAAGUCGUCGAGACGGAAGGUGCUACUUGGGAGAAUGGCAUCACAUACCUCAAGGGCAACCCAUUACAUACCACAAAGGAGAUUCGGUGUCAAAAAUGUGGUCUUCCCCGCCUUCUUCAUCCGACGGACGGCAACGGGGGUAGAAGACCUGAACCUGGAGUUCAGUACUGUGAGAAACACCCUUUCAUCAACAAGCCAUACCACGACGUAUACGGUCAGACAUAUGUUCCCGAGGGCCCUGGUCGUGGCAAGAAGAAAAAAGACAUGAUCAAUCCUCUCAAGCAGCAAAAAGAGAAUACACCGAAUGGGAGUCAGGACUCAUCUCCGCCUCCAGGUGAGGAGGAAGAGAAGAAAAACAUUGCGUUCCCAUCGUCGAAAUGUAAUAAUUGUGGCACUCAUGUCGUCAUCAAACGCAUGAACAAUCACAUGGCGAGGUGUAUAGGUGGAUUUGGCCGACAGUCUUCACGAGAUGCAAAAACGAAGAUGGCGAACGGGAACGGGAAUGGUAGCCAGAAUGGAAAUACUCCUCCUACGAGUCGUAAUUCCACUCCAGGUCCUACAGUGCCCGUUAACAAGAACGGUCGCAGUAGUCCGAGCAAGCGUGAUGCCGGUGAUGACUUCGAUUCCGAAGAAUCUCCCCAUAAGAAAGCGAAGCUUCUGAAGAAGAAUCCAGCAACCAAGUUGAAGGCUCCAAAAAUGACGAAAAAUCCAAGUCAGCUAUCAGCUAGUGGAUUGAGCUUCGAAUCGAAGCCUCCGGCAAGUGAUGAAGAGGAUCUCGUUGAUGACGGGGACGACGAUCGAGAUGGUGACUUCAAUGAGAAGUCUAUUUCUGUGGAGGCGAAGAAGAAGGCCAAAUCAUUGAAGCCUGUAAAGAAAUUGGUUAAGCCGAAGAGCAAGUGGCUGUACGGUAACAGCGGCACUACAACAAACGUCGUCCCAGGGCUUCCUCCAGAUCCUACAAAGCUGAAGAUCAGGACUGGUAGCGGAAUGGUGAAUGGGCACUCAAAAAGCACAGCUAGGGACCAGUCGGAGAGUAGUCAGACAUUGAGUUCGCCUAAUUGAGGCUUUGCUGUGUCGAUACAUAAUGAGGACUUGAAAGAUACGCGGAUCUGAGACGAGUAAAACUGGUGGUACCGGGUGGUUGAGAAGAAGAUUUGGGGACUUUGUAUGCAUGAAUUGGCGGUAUCGGGUGCUUAGGAUUCGAGUAACAACUCAGCGAGCGAAGCAAACAAGCAUGGACGGGCGUUUUCUACUUAUUGUAUUAUGUGACUGGGCUUCUCAAUGCCUGGCAUGGCGUGGGAGAAGAGCAUGGGAUGGAUUUGCACCCCAAGGCGUUCGAUAUGGUGCAUAUGAAAUGGAAAGAAUGCAUUUAUUUCCUCCUAACCUUGGGACGGAGUGCAGAGCUCAUUGCACCGGUGAUCCCAGCAUUGAAUUGCCCGAGAUUCCUGCUACUUCCUCAAGUCACAAGAGCAGCUCAUGACAUACCAAUUAACCCAACCAAUUCCUUUCUGAUCAGUACUCGUAGAGGAGUUUCUUCUACUUCAAUACAGCAAACAUCCAUGCAACAAAUUGCUUCGGUUCACAUCCUCCAAUCAGCCGUACAUGUUUUUGAAAGUCCUCACAUAUCCUCAACACAUGUCCAAACAAACAAGGGGCAAAGCAUUCAUCGCAGUCUCCUCCGACAAGUUGACUUAGAAAAGCCAACUCGGCCCCAAGCGGUCAACAAAAUAAUUCUCCUUCCUCUUCCAGUCGUCAUAAUGCUCCACACUGGGGUCAAAACAGCGGAAGGUGCAAUCAGUAAUGGAACGUCCUUCAAACACCGACUACACCACGUAUUGAGUUGUUCUGUACUGAAUACAAUCUAUGUCCUUGUCUCUGUUGGCUGGCAAUUUUUUGAGGAGUCUGGAUCUGCCCUGAUCUUGAGUCACUGUCGUCCAUGGCUCACAUGUCUUCGUGAGACGACUCGUGAGCUUGUUGUACUUUGAUACUCAGUGGAAAACACCCGGUUAAUUCAAUCAUCUGUUGCAUGACUUGCUUUGGUAGUGGAAACCUGCCUAUCUAACAAGAUCUGCUCGAACAUUCAGCAAUCCGAAUAUUGCAGUUUAGCAACUGUAACUGCGUUCACGGAACUUGAAAUAAAUCAAGUCGAAUCCGUGGAAUCGCCUCUCAGAAAAAUGAUUGACUUCGCUGGGAAAACUGCCAUCGAAGUGCCAAAUUUCGGAGCAACCAGAGACUCUCGGGUCUUUACAGCAGCACAGGCAUCGAGCAGUCAGCUGUAAUUUGUUUUGAUAGCGUCUCACAGCUUCUGUUCAACACUCGGCAAUUAUUUCGAAGUCAUGACUUGCCCUACUCGUUUGAGCUACCGCGAUGAUGUCUACACGAUUUGUUCAUUCUCAGACCUCACGAGAGUCUCCUCGUAGUGUCUACAAGUCUCGAGAUCGAUAUGUCUGGAAGUAUUCCGAGGAGCAGUGGUUUCCUCCAAACGAUCCUGUUCUUCGAUGGCCCGAUCGUGGCGGAAAUCUUGCUCGCCUUGGUUCGAGAAUGAAUUCUAAUACCUUCCACUUCUCUUCGGCCGUGAAUAACUUGAACAUUGUUUUCUUCAAGCUUGGUGAUGAAGUCUGACGAGAAGACGCCCCGGGCCUUCUCCGCGCUAAGCGUGAUUUUCGAGGUCUCGGGUAAUCCCCAGAUCCUGUUGACAUGCAGACUCCUACGGAAAGUUGGUAUCUCCAAGCAGACAAAAAUGAAUACUAUUGAAGAUGCGUACAAACCAUUACCUUUCGAGGUUUCAAUGGGUCAUUAUUGUUCGCAGGGUCGUGAAUUGAUCAUUACCUAUAGAAAAGACGUAUCACGUGGGAACUCGUUUAUUUUAAGUAUCCGUUCGGCUGCUGCCCAGGGGAGCCCGAUCCCUGCUGGACCCUGAAUCGCUUAUGCAAGCACUUUCCCA